AGUAUUCUUGUCCAUUAAGUCUCGGCGGAUUAAACAAAAAAAAAAAAAGGUCAGGCCUUUGGAGGUCUCGGUAGUUUCUUGACAUUUUCUGUAUCUCACACACAAUUGGGUAUUUAGCUGACACGACGAAGGAGGUCGCAAUUAUCUGAGAUUUUUAUAAAAGCUCCGAUUCGUGGAGAUUCAUAAAUCAGAUGGAAGACGAUAUGUGGUGCGUUAGCUCAUCUGGUUCUUCAAGAAGCUAUCGAUCAGAAACUGCUGCUAAGUAUCAAUCAGGGCCUUAUCUAGAUUUGGAAGAGUUUGAAGAAGUUGACGAUAUAGCAGUGGAGUACCCAUGCCCGUUUUGCGCGAGUGGUUAUGAUAUAAUUGAAUUGUGUCACCAUAUCGACGAAGAACAUCAUCUUGAAGCUAACAAUGGGAUAUGUCCUGUUUGUAGCAAAAGGGUGAAGAUGCAUAUGGUGGAUCAUAUAACAUCACAUCAUAGAGAUGUCUUGAAGAGUGAGCAGAAGGAAAUGUCGUACAGGGAAGAUCCAUAUUCAUCUGAUAAAUAUUUUCAACCUCCUCUUGAUGAGUCGCCACCAUCUAUGAAUCGUCAUCAUCGUACCUCUAAUUUUGUUGUUUCCGAUCAAUUUUUAUCGUUCAUCGACAAUUCUGCGUUACCAAAUCAGACCAAGCUUGUGCAGCCUGAUUCAAGUGUAGAAAACAAGAAUCUGAUUAAGGAUUCGUCAACAGCAAAAGAAGGGACAUCGUCGUCUCCUUUAUCGGAUAGUGAUAAAUUGGAGAAGGCAAAGAAGUGUGAGUUUGUACAGGGACUAUUGUCAUCAGCCAUGUUUGGUGAUGAAUGCGACUUCUUCUGAGUAAAAAAAAGUAAAAUAAAGAUGUGAAGUCGCCAAUGGGGAAGGGCAGGUGAUUGUCAUUGUUGUAAUUUAUUAAGCUCUAUUUAUAUAUGCAUCUUUUUUACAGACAUAACACUAGCUUUAGUCUUAUAAUAUAAGCUGAUGAGUUUUCCGUUUGUUUCUUAACAAGAUUAUUAUCGCAGAGCACCGUCCUUGCAAA
This is a messenger RNA of Arabidopsis lyrata subsp. lyrata, 1053 nucleotides long. Its product is annotated as protein DEHYDRATION-INDUCED 19 homolog 2. The transcript is spliced from 4 exons. Lineage: Eukaryota; Viridiplantae; Streptophyta; Magnoliopsida; Brassicales; Brassicaceae. The coding region runs from base 192 to 854 and encodes 220 amino acids. The record is from RefSeq and is a predicted model, not a curated record.